AUGAAGGCUCGUUCACCUAAGAGUAAAGCCACAAGCAUAGGGGAGUUGUUGCACUCCAUAAGUUAACUCGUUGAGUUUUAUAUCUUCUCCUAGCACGUAGAGAUCCUUCGAAGCGCCAGAUAAAGCCGGUUAAUACCGAAAACUUGCUACUAGAUGACUUGGACGAUGAAAGCGACGACGAAUAUGUGUAUGAUGGAGAGGAAGCUGGUAAAGGAGAAAAAACAAACAUUAAACUUCAUUAAUAGACGACAGCAGUAGCGGAUCCAACGAGACGGACGAAUCCGACGAGUCAUCUUCGGAGCUUUCCGACGAAACUUCCAAUGACGACGAGGAGGAAGCUGUUGAUGACGCUGCCGUUGCUCAUAAUGGAGUUACAGAAAAGAUGGAAGUGGACCCCUCAUCUGAUAUGCACAAGCAUGACACAGUUUGCAAGGGUGAAUCUCACUCCGAAGUUUUAACAUUAAUAGAUAUCAGCAGUCCUACAAUAGGCGCCGUGACCCGCGAAAAGAGCGCACCAAAACUCCCAGAGCUGAUUUGCAUGCUCUGUUUAGGUGAUCAAAACAAUCCGAACGAUGAGAUAAUCGAAUGCGAUGCCUGCAAGAUAGCCGUUCAUGAAGGUAUUCUGUGAACUUCGUCUAUCUUCCUCAGACUGUCAUAAGGUGUAUGACGACGUUUUUCUGUCCAGCAGUGCCAGCUCCUCAGAUACGGAUCCGUGGUUUUGUGAACCUUGUCUGGCUGGCGUUGAAAAUCCGGUACAUACUUUACUUGUCUUAUAUAGCACUUAGCACUGUGAACUUUGUCCUAACCUAGGCGGUAUUUUCAAACGCACCGACAAUAAUCGGUGGGUGCAUCUACUAUGUGCACUGUACACUCCCGGUGUGGCUUUCAAUUACUCAGAAAGCUUGACAGAGGUAUAUCAUCGGAAACGUUAACGUUGCGUAGGUAACACUUACGGAACUCCCCGCAAAAGAAUGGUCAUCAAGGGAGUGCUGCCUAUGUGAAGACAAAUUUUUUGCAUGGACCGGAGUUUGUAUAAGUUGUGAUGCUGGACUCUGUAAAAACUACUUCCACGUCACAUGGUUUGCAUUAAGUUCCAUAAGUUUAAUGUUUGCAGUGCUCAGAAACAGGGACUUCUGGUGGAACCGGCAUUUGAAGAGGUACUACCUUCCUGAGGAGUCGUCAAUGUGUCUAUCCUUAAUCGCUUUUAGAACCCAUCAGACCCAUUUUUUGCCCAAUGUCGUCAGCAUACAGAUAAGACCGUUGCUAAAGGCCGCCGUCGAAACUACCUGACAACUGUGAAUCGCUGCAAAGUCUUACUUCAGAUGGCCCAAGAACAACACAGGGGGAGUGCUUAUGACAUUACCGAGGAAUUUGGUGUUUCUACCACUGAAAAGAGCCUAUUUACUCUCUUGAAUGAACGACUCAAGAGAAAACUGGAGUACUUUCGCAGCCUUUAUCAACGAAUGCUCGACAGGCGCGAGAAACCAUACAGUUAGUGCUAUUCUACUCCGCAUUUUUCUCCUUUCAUUCCUUUCACCCUGAUUACUAAGCGUCCGAUUCCAUCACGCUUGUAUUAGCUGGUGGUUUGCCCUAGUUUUAUCUUGCCUAAGGCAGUUUACCUCGGUAUUCCGUUUUCUCCGCAAGCUGCUCAUUAUAUGUUUAUUCUAGCUCGUCCAACCAAAGUUCCGUUAUAUUUGGAGAAUUCGCCCGUCGCUAUGCGCUUGUUUGCCGCAAAGGCAUUGGCACUCGGCCUGCCCCUCGAUUUUACGGGCAGUUCCGCCAUGACAGAGGCUUCAAAGUCGGUCGCUCCCGGCUGCCCCGUCUUCCUACCUGACUUUGUUAGUUACGUUCUCGGUAUGUAAUUUGAUUUUACAUAUUUUAGUACCGGUGAUCUCCUUGCAUAGUUACCCUGAUAGAAGGUAGAAUAUCGAAGGUUAAGCAGAGAGUAAACAGCUUGUUUUUCGAAUUUCAAUGCCUCCCACCGACACUUCUGGGAGAUUCCAUCUUUUAUAUCUCCACAGUUAACACAGCUUUCACAGUUUUAUAAUUUCCUAAUUUACUUAGCUGGAAGAAAAAGGCAUUGAAUUGCGCACUACCGACCCAUGAACUUUUUCGUAUUGCAGAUCGCGAGAAGCGAAUUGAAGAAUUGGUUAAACUGCUAUCGACCCUGGAGUCCACUCAGCGUGAACUACAGCUCUCGGACGCCAAUGUCUCCCAUAACUACAAUUCUGUAUGCUGUCAACUGCCUUUUCCAAAACCUCUAAAUAUGUGCUAAUAGAAGGCAUUGAAUAAUGCAAUCGCUAUAAAUGUAGCUGAAUAAUUCCAUGUUACUUAUUCAAAUCGCCUAACUGUCGAUCAUAUAGAAUCCCAGGUAUAAAUAGUCUUGACGCCUUCUUAUUGAACGAAAUGCUGAUGCAUCCAAAACUGCUUCAAUGUGCUGUUCAAAAUCCGCAUUUACCAUCACUUGUGUUACCACGUGUCUGCUAUCGGCUUUUCCGAGAUACAUAACGCCUGUGAUGUAGUUACAUUGUAGUUGGCAGUAGAACGCUGUACAGUUACUUCCAACCGCACUGGUAGGAACCGGCCUCGGUUUGAUCUUAGCACAACUUUCAAAGCUUCUUUAUAAUAUCUAUGGAGGCAGUGUCCGUAAUUAACGUUUUCUACGAUUUCUCGCUAAAGGAAAUCUUUUGUAAGCGCUCUAGUAUGCCAAUCAGCUCGUUUUGUUCCCCGUUUUCCAGUUUUCAGUCUUUUUCAUACUAUUUCGUCUUUUUUAUAGUUGUCCACAAGGCUAGCUGAACUGUCCACAAAGCUCAAGGCAAAUAGAUCGGCUGCUGAGGGCCUCAUCAAUGGCUUAUCCAAAAUCUGUCAGGUGAGUUUUGCCCGCGGUUGAUGAACAUAUUUCGUUGAAGUCAGAAAUAGGCCACUGUUGCAGCCUCCCGCGUUUAGUAACAUUCUUGCCUUCAAGCAGUCCCUAUAUUUCCACUCCCGACCCUUUUAUUUGGUCUUUUCUCAUUGCGCAGAUAACAUUUAUCUGGGUUCGGUAUCGAUUUUGGUACAUGCUCCUUAACUAGUGGGUAAUGAGACUCGGUAAUGCUGUCUUCAGAGCUUUUUCCAUCCCUUCAGUGCCUUGCCAGUUGAAUUAUAAUUGGCCCGCAUCAUUUAUACAAAUGUCAAAACAUGGGUGGAUUGAUUGGCCAUGUUCACCGAUGUAAUUACUUUGUUUAUUAAAAAUAGAAAAAAACGCGAAGAUUUCAGUCACUGAGAAUUCAGUUUAGAGACAAGGUCGAUUUCUCCUAUGCUUUACGAAAAUAUGCCUUUAAAUAAGAGUUGUGUCCGACGCCUCCCCGCCACCCCUUGAUGGUAUUUCGUCGUCUUUAUAACUACCAUAUUUUUCAGAAAAUAUGAGCACACCGGCGGAGUAAAAUCGUUGAUCCACCCUCGUAGCCCAUUCUGUUAUGAACGUCGAGACGUCGAUCUGGCAGCCCUAUCGGAUAUUGCCAAUUAAGCUUGGCAUGCUCAGUUAAACAACUGUUUGCCACAGUGCCGCUGUGCAACAGAUUUAGCUACGGUCGGUGAAAGUUUUUAGUUCCCUCUGAAACAUGUUCCGUGCAGCCAUGAGCAGAAUAAAUCAAGCCACAUGGCACCUACUACAUUAGGUGUCCGGACUCGUGAUACAUAGACUGCAGUUUGUAAACGCAAUUCCCGUUAGAAGGAAUACUUACGUGAGGUUUCAAUGCUCAUUAGCAUGUAGUGCAAUCCAAAGGCAUUUCAUAUACACUAGGAUACUGGCUUUCCAAUGGUGGCCUCUUAAGUACUAUGCAUUUUCCAUUAAUUUUUGAUGCCUUUACGUAACAGAGCAUCCGAUGGAAAGUAUGCACAAAAUCGUUCCCUCUUAGGAAAUUAUCGUUUCUCUGAUUUUAGUGUCUCAAGAAGAGACAUCUCUCGCAUUUAGAAAUAUACCUUGGAAAGGCUUCGAGACCGCGAAGUGUAUUUCCAAUUUUUAACACCACAGUAACUAUUCCAUGAGUCAGAUCACCUACCUGGCCCAUAGUAAACACUGAAAGCAGCCUCAAGCUUUGAUCUAUGUGUUUUUUAAGAGCGUUAGCCCCGUAGCUGCGCUGGGCACUUUGUUGGCAAACCAAGAACCCCCUUCGUCUGCCUCAUCUGGAGUAGCGGGCUCGAUCUUAAUGGGAGGAACGGCAGCCGUGCUGAACUCGGUUGGGGAUACGAGCGCCGGGGUUGGUGGUCGAAGCAGACGGGGCACUAAUCGCCAAUCACUGCCCGUCCCUAGUCGCUGCUCCACCGGGCCCCUCAGACGACGCACCAGGACGAGUGAAAGCUCGAUGGACGCUCGCGGCGAGGUCCUUGGAUCGGUAACCGAUGCGACGAAUGCCGCCAGUGCUGCAGAAAAUAUUAUCCAUGAGUGAGUAGAUUUACUUUCUGGUUACAUGUGCUUGCCUUUAGAUGUCAUCGGAUAUUAUUCCGAUGUAAGAGCUUGCUUGACUUAAUAUGUAAUGCAAAAGUGAGUCGAUCUUAAACAGUGGUGAACUCUUUUAGCGAAUAACAUUUCCUAUUAUAUACACAACAAAAUGCCUUCAAGGGAUGUUUACUAAUACCAACUGUGUCAAGAUCCUCUUGGGUGAUUUUACACACUUAAAAUGCAUUACCAUCUGAGGUUGUUUUGGACAACCCUAGUGCUUGGUAGUUGCCAGCGGUAUAUCGGAGGAAGUUGGUUUUUUUAGUGUCACAUUUAAUUAUUCGACAAAGUAGCAAUCCUAAUAGAGCUCCCAGUAGAGAGGCUCAGGUCAAACGCUCGAAUGGGGACAUACAUGCUUCAUCUUUUGUAAGACUGAUCAUGGACUUCACAACGUCUGGCGAUCUGUUUAUAAAGAGGUGCAUGAAGUGGAGUUAAAGUGCGACUGUAUGAAAAAAACGUCCGUCCACGAACUCGGUGUUCUUGCUGAUUCUCUUACUUUGCCUGUUAAUAUGACUACGAACAUCAAACUGCCUUUAGGCCACCGCACGCGUCCACGCCAAUGGUUUUCUCAGUUCGCGGCUUCCAUCACACUCCGUCCUUUCAGGGAUCACAUCUUGAUCUUUUUCUCUUGCAGGUGCAGCGUCUGUAACGGACUGCGAGACCAGCAUCUUAUGGUCAUCUGUGAGACCUGUAAAAAAGCCUUUCACAUCGCCUGUCUUGAUCCUCCCCUCUCUCGGGUGCCAAAACAAAGCCGUCUCUUCUCCUGGUAAGAAUUGCUUGCGAGCUUCCCUUCACCGUCAGCUUCUGUUUGGCAUCAUAUACUUGUAGAGGCAAGUUUAUUAUACGUUGUAAUUCAUGAAGCACUGACGGAAACUUCUAAAUAUCCUCUAGAAUACCCGGGUUAGAACUCAACAGCAAGGACGACAGAGAAAAAUAUCGAAGUAUUCUAACUGCGUACAUAAACGAAAUGGAAACAUGGGAAUGUCCAAGGUCAGGACGAAAUUCAACCAAUCAACCAGUUUUUUGGUGGCUAAUAUGCCGGCUGGACUUCUGGCUGGGUCAACGUCCAACUCUGUCGGGAACUGGCAUGGCAGUAAACGGACGACGUGUUGUGGGCGGAUUGCUAGAGCGGCCUCCUAAUAAGGAUAAAUGUAGACCACGUAAACUUCUUGGGCAGUAUAAAUUGGCCUAUGGAUGACUGACUUUCUUAUUACUUAUGCGAUUAUACCAACAGUUCUCAUGAUUGCAGAAUCUUUGAAAAUUGAAGUGUUUAAAUUUUGAGACCGCAACCAGUGUUAAGAAUGCCAUACAACAUUUCUGUUUUUGAGUCCUGAGUUAUAUCCCGGUUUUGGCCACAUGCACUGGGGCAUUUAGCAGCCUUUUCAGCGAUUUCACGAAUUUGUUUUACCUCCAACUUUAUUCUUAGAAUUCGGGAGCAUGAUCCUGGCAAAUUAUGGCCUUCUAUAUCUCAAAUAGCAUUACCUUAUUCAACAAGGAAAUUGAUAUCGUUUAAAUCUUCAAAAAUUAGAACUUCUGGCCUGGACCAUCACGCCGCUAUAUGAACUCCAAUAAGCGACCUCAUCCGUCCCAUGAUCCUGGUGUCAAACCACACAACAGCUAGGCUUUUUAAUGAUUAAUGAGCAAGACUUUCUGUUGGCGAAAACUACUCUCCCUUCAGCAAAGGGCAGUCAGCAUACAUCUUAUUGGAUACAUAGGAGCAAGACUGAGAUCUGCUCUACCUCCUUGUUCUUGCUCCGGUUAGCGGCACGGUGGGCCUAGACGACUCAAGCUUCGAAGGCUUGAAUAUUCACUAAAAUUCGCGGAAAUAUUGUAAAAACGAGGUCCGCUACUUCACGCAACCUACGGAUUGAAUCCUAAUCCGGAAGGUGAUGGAGGUACGACCUCUGCACCCCAACGUUAGGUCAGAAUGUAAUAUUGAUUAUCGUGCAGAAUAAUUCCUAGAUAUUUCGGUCAGCGCAACAUGCCGACCUUUAAAUACGUAUUCUUCCGGCCGCAUGCAGAAGUCGGUCUCAAAAAGUGAGUACUUAUGUAUUAUGAUUUUCUCCAUUUAUUCUCAAUGCCUUUUACAAAUCCUGACAUAUUUUAAUAAAAUACUGCAAGAGAGUACCCUAUCUUAUAGGCGAUUUUUGAUAGAUUACGACUUCAAAUUUUCUACUCCAAAAAGGGUGUCUUGUAGUUACAAAACAUGUGUUUAAUACCCAGGUACUUUUGAACCUGACCUACCAUCACACUCGAGUUUGAGGUUAUCAAUCUACGAACCGUAAAUUUCCCAUUUAAGGAAAAUCACAGAUUUCCCUAUGCCAUCAAGAUGCGUCUAUAUGGGGCUCAUGGAUAUAGACCACGUUGUGUACUUAGUAAGAAACAGUAAUAAACGGAAUGAUAUGAUUUCCUUAGGAAAGAAACUUCACUGUCUUAACAAAUUUCACGACUAAAAACUUUUAAACCGAAAGAUCUCGGUUCUUUGAAUAAAAUUUUGAAAGAUGACGUAAGUUUUUACAAAAUACAUCAAAGAGGGGCUUUUUCUGCACGCCUACAAAAUAUGGCUAGAUUUUCAAGGGCAUAUGCACUGUGGUGAACGCCGUAGUACUUAAGUAAUUGGUCUUACUGAGUGUUUUUUCAGACGGCAGGAAAGACGCUUGUCCCAAAGCCGGCACCCUGGCGUGACUGAAAUAUCUUGGGAUUAUACUGUACGGCAAUCAAACUUACGACCCCAUCUAGUUAAUUCCUUAUAACAAGAGUCGUAUUUCGGAAUUUUAGUAAACGCUCCGAAAAUUACGUCACUCAUUAUGCAUUCCAUCAGACAAUUUGCUUGGUCGACGGUGGCGCACAAGAAUAGAUCCAAACUCUUCGUAAGACUAGCAUUUUGACACGGAUGUCCCUCUUCACUCGUCAGAAUGCUCACGCGGUGCUCUGCGUGUGAUGUCCACCAUCGUUUUCCUUGUGUACCCCAGCAACCAUAAGCAUAUGGUCAGUACUUUUUUUGGAAUGAAGGAAAGUUGGCCAUAUGCAGAUUGUUUUGCGCAUGGCAUAACCUUCUGCCAACAUUUCAUUCGUCAGAAGACUGAUGCAGCCAUUCGUCGUUGGUGGUAGUGGAGUGGUAGUUCAGUUCAGAAACACCAUUUUUUUAUAGAACUGGAGCGACCACCGCUUUACCUCUUUUACCACCUACUUGGAUUGAUAUCUUAAUCACUUUUACUGGAAAAAUUCUAACAACAUCAAUGUUAACUUCCUUGUUUUGCUUUCAGGCAGUGUUCCACUUGCACUAAGGCCGUUGUGGGCAACUCCGAGGUGAUCACUGUUGAUGUUGACGCGCCAAGACAGUUGCGUCGCACUAGUGCCCCCGCGCCGUCCCAUCCGACCCCAACCUCUCCCCCUUCAAAUCCUACUCCGACUGCCUCGAAACCCAGUCGUCGGGGUCGCAAGCCAAAAGCAGCUGCUGACCCUUUGCCGACAUGUCCAACCAGCUCAAGUCCCCGUCGUGACCAACCGGUGGUUGUAACAAACAAAGCACGUGACCGAUUAAGGCCCGCCACAACAGUUUCUGUGAUGGGCAAGCCCGGUCGAAGAGCUCGUAAACGUCCCAGAAAACCACCGGUCCGACGGGUAGUCGCUGAGGCCUACCCUGCGGAGAUUGUCCCCUCCGUUGAUCCUGCCGGCGCCAGCACUACUCUUUCAACUUUGCCCGUUUUGGCCUCAUCCUCCUUUUCGGCUGCUGUCAAUCACAAUGGCGACGCACCUGAACCUAGCAGCCACUCGGAGCCAAUUUUCCUAGGGUCUGCCAGUGCAGUUGUUACGUCCGCUAAUCCUGAAGUCACUGUCCCAACUGCUGUCUCCCCAGCUGGCCGAAGGAUGAAAAAGGUAGAGCAGCUCUUCUCAUCCCGGAAUGUCACGGUGUUGUGCUUGCAUACGUUACCCUGAUCCGUCUGCACUGAUUCGACGUUUAAACACAGGUGGCAACAUGUUGCCUGUUAUAGGGUGCGGCCAAUCACAAAAGUCCCAAGGAUGUAUAUAAACCUGAACCAACUAAGUGUGACCAUGAUGUUUCGUAGAUGUUUGUGCUCCGGUAACUGUUUUCCUGGAUCUCCCUGGGUUCAGGCCAAUCACUGUUAUGCUAGUUGUCUCAUGCCCCAAUGAUUUUUCAGCGCCGGUUCCCCUCCGAAACUGUGGAGCCUCCAGUAAGUGAAAACGAUGACGAUCGGGAUGCUGCUGAAGAAGAGGGAGAUGACGAAGAGGGUGAAGAAGAGGACGACGGGGCAGAUGGCGAUGAGGAUGAGGAUGAGGAGGAGGAGGAGGACGAGGCUGAUGGAAAUGAGGAUGAGGAAUUGGAAGAUGACGAUUCUGACGGCCUAUCGAAUUUACGCGGUUCUAAAGGUAUUUCACGACCUUUCUAGAUGAAUGCUUUCCUCUACUUCGCUGCAUUCUAUUUAUCACGUUGUGCACACCUCGCUAGGCAUUCCAGGUCGUUGCCCUUGGCUUCACUUGCUUACUCGCUUAUGUUUAGUGAAGUUUGUGCAGAUUCGUGACCACGAGAGUCCAGUGAAGGAGACUCCGCCCGAGGGUGACGCCGCGGAACCAGCGCGUCAGUGUUACGUCAUCUGUCAGGACAACUGCAGCACCCGCAAGGUGAGAAAGAGCGCCAAAAGUCACCCUCGAGUUGCUCACUAACCCGAGAUGAGUACUCCCACUCUUGCCUCACCGAUUAUGCCUACCCUCACGUCCCCAUCUCUCUUCAACUUACUCAAAAUUUGCACGGUGUUGUCUUUUGCACACGACGCCCUCCUGGCCAUUUGACAUAACUCCAGACCUACGCCAUGCCUCCUGUGUGCUCAUCUUUGAUUGCAUUUCCUGCUACCGCUGCCUCUGCUGUUGCAUCCUACCGUCUGUUUGAGUUAAUUCUCCUGCACCAGGAUGGGACAUGCUAAUCUUAGUCCUCCUGGCGCGGUCCGCUAUCGAGCUUCACACGGCAGAAAUCAGCUCUAGCCCACUCCAUGUUGACUAGCAAAGUUAACCUGUCAUUGGGUUUCCCCCUUUUCGCUCAGACUCUCGACUUAAACAGACAGGAUCCGUUGAUAAUGCAUCAUUCAACUGUUUGCUGUGCUUAGUAUUAUCACUAGUGUACUAACUUCCCGCAUUAUCAGUAGUCCUUAGGUUUGUGGACUUUGUCAAAAGGGGUGACCUAAAAAAUUCAAGAGCCAGUCUACCUCAGUAUGCAAAUAGCUGAAGACGAUUACUUUUCGCCAGUGCAUGGGAACACAUCACGCCUAAGUCUCCAGGGUCACCGAUUGAACAUGGAUCUUCUGUCGUUCGUUUUCAAUUGGCGAACCAACUGACACUGAGGCGGACCGGGCCUCAAGUGUACUGCACUAACGUAUUGCUCUGUUAGUUAUUUAAUUGGAACUCUGUGUUAGUUUUUGCAAGACCUCAAAGGACCGUAGGUCUCGUUAGAGCCCUUUGCUGUCAAACCAUCAGCCUACGGCUUGCAGAUGCUGAAGUAGUUUCUCGUAAGUAUAUGAGGAGAAGUCGCUCUAAAGAGCCAACGUUUUAUUUCUCGGAGUUUUCGCACUCCCACUGGGGUUCAUCUGUAGUUGUGGUACCCUUGGAGGACAGUCAAUAGACCACAGAUCCCCAUAUUCCCCAGUGUCCUCUUGGUGGCACGCGAACAGACGCAAAUGAGCAUUCUCUUCUUAAGGGUCAUCAAAUACAACUGUGCAGAUGGACGCUCACAUGAAGCCUGCUAUUUCCAUGAUCAAUUCGCGAGCACCAAGUACCCUCGAGUCUUUACACGCGGGUGUCUCUGUAAUCGCUCACGUGAAACGCGGGGUGCGAACCACAAAAGCGAUACCACUCACAGCUACAUACCAAACGUUUUUAUUGUACGCCAGGGCGUAUCAACAUGGAGGUGGGCUUCGAUAUCAUCCAAGGGCUCUUGUGUGCAAGCGAUUCGCCUGGAUGAACGCAGGUGGACAAGUUUGGUGUUGCCUAUUAGGUUUUAUACAAUAAUUGACCCUGCAAUUACACAGAUCACACCACAAGAAUCCCCCCAGGCAAGUACGCUAGUAUUAUCUGCCGGUAUGGAUUGGCGGUCCACUUUGUUCGGAUUCAGUGGAGUGAUGGAAUGAUCCGCCUCCUGUUUUUUUGCUGCUUUGCGACUGCAUAGUGUGGUUCGGUUCUCGGACACGACCAUGUGUCGCGAUGCCAAAGUACCGUUUGUUUGUUGUUUUUUUACUGUGUCUGAUGUUGGACUCCUGCAUGACUGUGAUGACCUGGGCCACCGAAAGUGUAAUUACUGUUUUUGCACCUGAUUUUAAUACAUGUCCUGCUGUACGCAGAGGACCCUCAUCACUAAAUCGUCAGUCAGCCUCCUGUCUCGGAAGACAAAUGGUCUGUUCAGCGGUGUUCAUAAGAUUAAUCAAACGCGGCAAAUCUUUUCUUCCAUGGCCACCCAUUCCGAAGAUCUUCCGGAAUGCGCCGUACAGGACCUCCACAAACUCCAUACUCGUGCUGACUGCGCUUACACUUUUAUUACUUGACGUAGAAACUGCAUUAGUUCCGGCUAUCAGUUCACGUGAUGUUUUUGAUCCUAUCUCAACUCGUCACGUCAACGAGCCCGCAGCUUUGUUUACAUGUUCCUCCUCAUACUUGCCUCCUUUUUUCGGGAAGAUUCCGGCAUGGGGACCAUAAAAUAUAAGUCCGCAUUCCCGGAAUGUUGUCGAGAAGGAACCACCAUUUCCCGGCCUACGUCUUCUGUCAUUUUUUUCGACGGACUUGCGUUUUAUCGAUGGCAUUGCGUCGGCGGUGGCGAGAAUGUUGUCUAGCUGAUGUGCAAUAACAUUAUGAUGUUUCGGGUUUUGUGGAGUCCUUUUUGCAUUUUCAACAUGUAAGAUGAUAUUAAGGAUUAAGGAAGGGCUCCCAAAGACGUGCUUACUCGACAGGAAGGCAGGAAUGUUGGGAAUUUAUAAAUACAGAGGGGGAAGGGGAGGGAAGUGUGCGGGUUUGCCGGCCUCUGUCGUCGACCAGAUGGCUGUCAAACAAUGAAUUAAGACCUGUGCGAUGUGUGUGGUGUCGUCAUACCGCCUUAGAAUUUGCCUCCGGACCGAAAUCACGUUACGUAUUUGCUUCUGACCUUAGGCGCACUAUAAGGGCAAAGUGGUAUCAGCAGUCCUGGAGGGUGCUGAUGUGUGUUUCUAGAACGGCCCUACUGAAUAUAUAUAUAUAUAUAUAUAUAUAUCAACUGAGUAGUCCCUAGUUUUCUUUCCUUUUUUUCGCCUUUCACACGCAUCCUGAAAGUUUGCAGGGGGCCUUGAUGACUUAGGGGAGAACGAUAAGGGGUGGUGGCUGAUUUUUAUACACCGUCGCCUUGACUACCAACUCACUCCAAAAUGUGUUGCCUGCGAACGACCUAAAUCGAAGAAGUGGAAAAUCUGCCUGUGUUCCAGCAGACUAGGGCUUGGUCAGCUUCUAAACUGGUAAGGGUAUCUGUACCGUGUUGGGUCGGGACACUGGUGUCCAACUGUCGUUACUGGUACUCACCUAUCAUAUGUAUAAUGAAUAAUUCCUUAUGAAAAUGCUCGAGAAGGACGUCUGAGACAAAAGAUGGGGUUUCAGUUCAAAUACUAUACGGAGUAAUGAGACAGUCAUCGGAAAAAGUCCAGCCAGAAUCGGUUGUUCCACGCCGUCAGCUUUCCUUGAAGGCAGAUUUGCCUGUUUCAUCAGUUCGACUGAUUUUCGCCCCCUAAGACUUAUUGGUGCAUAUAUUUGGCACGGGUAGCCUGGUUAGUGAGCAAGAGGAAAGCAUCACUGCUUAAAGACAAUCCUCUGGCAGUGCUGUAAUCGCCUUACCUAGUCGUAACACAUUACUGACUAUGCAUAAAGUAAAAGAAUCUCCCACCUAACGCCUUCACUGCAUCAAAUUUUUUAACAUCUGAAAUUUCUCCCAUUCACGACAGAUGACCUUAUCAUCAGGAGGAAGAUAACCUAUUAUCAGUCACGUCUUUGUAAUUCAACGUUAAGUGCGACUCCGGGUAUUAACUGCUUAUCUUCAGAAAAGCAACCUAAGCAUUCAGAACUGUAAACUCAGCUGAUAUCUCCAGACUAAGCCAGGAAUCCUAAGACAGUAUGCAUAAAAACUUGAGACAAUUUUCCUGGCACGCAAAUGGGGGAUGGUACAGUCCCAAAUCAGCGUUCCUCCCCCAGGGUCCAUGCAACAGUUUGAUUAGGGAGACAUCCUGAACGCUAGUAACGACCACGGUAUGUCCAUCGAUAGUACGCGACAUUGACUGAUCCCCAGCCCUGACCUGCGGGGCGAUUUUCUGUAAUAGUUCUUGGCCAUUGCUCUUAGCUUGAUGACAGUCUGUGAAGGGGGAGGAAGAGACACGGCGGGUUGAUACGUCCUGAAGGGCAGGUCCGUAAUUUUCUAACACUGGUGGAAGUCCGCAAACCCUUCCGACUUGCAACCACGCCAGAAAACUCUUUUUGAGAUUGCUUGAGUUAGACGUGGCCUGUGCACAUUCUCGACAGUAGGCAAUCAGUGGCGCAUACAGCGCCUCGGCUGGGCCUACAUUCUGUCCUUGUUUUAAAGUUAGCAGUUACAUAGGUGCCUGCUUUUAUAGAUAACAGACGAAUUAGCUCACGGUCUGCUAAAACGUUGCAAGCAGUGAUGCUUUGGUUUACUUAUUUCAAAGUCUUGGUAAAGUGCGUAGGUCGCUUACCGGCCGUUUUAGGGCUGAGCGUUUUUUAGGGGAAAUCGGUGGUAUGUGUGCUCGACCACACAGCUCCCAACUCCUUAUGUCUGCUUCACUCUUGCAUGUACUCCUCCCUCUGGUGUCCUUGAACUGUCUGACAACGAUUGCCUUCUCUGGCAAAAUUUCCAGUUAUCCAGGUAGGAUCUGGGAAUUCCAGUAUAUCUCGUUAAAGCGGAUAGUAAGCAUCGGAAGUGGACGAAGUCGUUGCAUUGGGUGAGGGGUGAUAUUACUUAAUCUGUGGCCACUGUCUGGACGAUUCUAUCGUCAAACUUGAUCCGUUCAGAAACUUCGAUCAAUUCCGUGUAUUUGUUUUCCUUUUGUGAGUCAUCUGUUGAUAGAAUGAAUAAAAUUUGGGCAGUUUAUAGCCUGAUUUGGCUUCUACCACUUUUUAGUACGGAGGCAAAGAAAACUAAAUCCUUCUGGAUUGUUAUUUUCUGGUCCCUAUGUUUGGCUUCAUUUAAUCCUACGACCUUUUAAUGGACUUUCAUGGGGUUUCACUAAAUCAUUGAGCAUCUUCUUUCCUUUGUUUAGAAAUCUCCCACCGUGAACAACUUUAAAAUGAAGAUCAGGAAGGUCGAAUGA
Spirometra erinaceieuropaei is the source of this 13821-nucleotide messenger RNA. Lineage: Eukaryota; Metazoa; Platyhelminthes; Cestoda; Diphyllobothriidea; Diphyllobothriidae. The record is from the annotation of a GenBank genome assembly.